This is a messenger RNA of Odobenus rosmarus divergens (Pacific walrus), 9093 nucleotides long. RefSeq names its product G protein-coupled receptor 112 (gene ADGRG4). Gene Ontology annotation, cellular component: membrane. Bases 1 to 9093 code for a protein of 3030 amino acids. The transcript is spliced from 23 exons. NCBI's taxonomy places the organism in Eukaryota, Metazoa, Chordata, Mammalia, Carnivora, Odobenidae. Gene Ontology annotation, biological process: adenylate cyclase-activating G protein-coupled receptor signaling pathway; cell surface receptor signaling pathway. The record is from RefSeq and is a predicted model, not a curated record. Gene Ontology annotation, molecular function: G protein-coupled receptor activity.
AUGGACAGUUCAGAAAUAGCUCCCUGGCAGGUGGAUGAGGCACUUUCACUAAAAGGAAAAAGACUGGAUUUUUAUGGAAGAGUUGACACGCAUGUGAGCCUGACCAACACGGUUCCUGAACUCAGUCGAUUCACGGCAUGCAUUGACCUGGUGUUCGCGGAUGACAAAUUAAGUGGUUGGAUGGCCUUCUCCUAUAUUACUAAUAACACCUUCCUGGGCAGAGAAGACAUAGACCUUGGACUUGGAGGAGACCAUCAGCAGCUAAUACUAUACAACUUGGGCAAGACCUUUUAUAUCCAUUACCACCUGACUCCCUUUCAGUGGCAUACCAUCUGCUUGAUAUGGGAUGGUGUGAAGGGCAGAUUCGAGCUCUUCCUGAAUACAGAAAGGAUACUGGUAAUGAUGGAUCAACCGCAAAACCUGACACCUAAUGGGACUCUGAUUCUAGGACAUUUUCUCACGAACUGGGACAGCCAGGUAGGAAGCGCACUGCCUGGCUUUACCGGCAGCUUGUACUACUUUCAACUCUGGGACCACAUCCUGGAAAAUGAGGAGUUUCUGAAGUGUGUGGGUGGAAAUGUUGUUAGCUGGGAAGAAGAUGCUUGGCUCAUCAACAAGGUCAUCCCGACUGUUGACAUGAGACUGCGCUGCUUUGUUUCUGAAAAUAUAACAAUUCAAGAAAUGAGCACAACUCUCUCACAACAAAUAGAUUUGACAACUCUAUCCCAAGUUACUGGACUAAAACCACAAGAGACGAUAUAUUCUUCUACAAUGACGUUUAAAAGCAUGCCUGUAUUUGCAACUGAUUAUACAACCAUAUCAUAUUCCAAUACAACAUCUCCACCUCUGGAAACAAUGACUGCACCAAAAUUUUUAAAGACACCCGUAGCUGAGACAACCAGAUUCAUGGCAGACAUUUUGUCUACUUCAGCGGCCAUCACUCUGCCUACCAAGAGUACCUCUAUAGGCACUACUACCAACUCCAUGAAAAUAACUAAAUCCCCAUCUUCAGAGAGCACAAGGACAACAAAAAUGGCUGAAGCCAUUGCUACUGAGACCUUUCAUCCAACUACAGCUACGAAUUUUCUAUACAUGUCCGGACUUACCAAGAAUUCAAUUAUAUCCAAGACUUCAGUGACUGGAUCUCAGUCAACCAUUAUGAAGACAACAUCUUUAUUCUCAUCUGCUGAGUCGAUACCCAUAUCUACAACAUCUUGGCCCAAACACAAAUCCACAGGUAUUGAUGCACUUUCAAUCGCCACAGGUAGCCAGGAGUUCCUUGCCUCUACAGCUGCUGGAACCGUACCUUGGUCCAUGGUAGAAGAGACUUCAGCUACAACUACUCAUGUUGGGACUGCAUCAACAUUCCCACCUGAGUCUGUGCUCAACUCCACAGUUGCUCCAGUGGAUUCUGUAUUUCCUAGAAAUCAGACAGCAUCCACAUUGGCAACAACUGGCAUGGAAAUGGCAUCCCCAAUUCAUUCAAAAACGCUCCCAACUAGGCCUAUUGAGAUGAUGCCUGUGCUAACAGCUGAAACAGAAUUGACAUCUACAAGUUUCCAAGACAUCUCUUCACCCAGAAUGGUGGAUACAAUAUCUACCUUCAUACCAAAAAGGGCCUCUUCUGUGGCCCUUUCUUUCAAGACAUCCUCCCCGUUCACCAGAGCUCAGAGUGUACAGCCGGUUAUUGAUGCUGAGACUACACACACAGCCUUGACUCUUGGGGUCACACUUGCACCCAUGGCAACUGACACUCUGCUUCCCCCCAUAACACCCGGGCCAGUAUAUACCCAGAAUACACCCGCAGGUGGCGGAAACAUGCUUCCUUUGAAUGCCACUAGAUCAGCUUCCACAUUCAAGGCAUCUGAGUCUGGUCACACAUCGAUAACUGAUGAUGGUGCCCAUCUGUUCGCUACCAAUGAAACCACGUGGACUCCCAGGCCAGACCGGACCUUGUGGACAUCAGCGUUCCACGGGAGCGCUUCUAAUGCAGGACAUUCAUCCACUACUAGCACUGCUACUAUCCCACCAGAGGCCCCCUCCGGAAGCGAGGCUACCACUAUCACUGAUGCUAGCGUGACUGCUGGUGCCUCUACAGACGGAUAUGCAACAGCUCUAUCCACACUCACGACUUCGUGGCUUGCUAAUUUCGCCACAGUUUCCAGAACCACAUCUGUAACCAAAUUGCCUGAGUUUAAACUUACCACCUUGGGACUAAAAACUACUCCUCUGCCCACAGCAGCUGGAGGUGAGCUUCUUUCAACACCAAGGGAGACAUUGGUUCCACCGGUAGGUAUCAUAUCUACGCUUGCUGACAUUGGACCAAAUGUCUCUACCGAGGAGAGCGCUAACGGUCCUGUGACAAGGACAGAAACAGCUUCCCGUUACCUUGAGGGAAAAUCAACUCUAGCAGUGACAACUGAGCUUUCCCCAUUUGCAACAAUGCUGGAAGCAACAGAAGAAUCUGCACAAAUGGUAACAGCCUUUGUCACCAUUUCCCCUUUUCCUGACGUAGAAAAGUUGACCACCCCAUUGGAUAAUAAAACUGCAACCGCUGAGGUGAGAGGAAGUUGGCUUUCCACAAAAUCGAUGAAAACCACACCUAAGAGCUCAUACGACGGAACCACAGAAAUCUUUAAUUCCGCCCACACCCACACAGCACAUUGGACUUCAGAGGCUCCACCUGAGGGAAAUCCAACUCCAUCUCCCACUUCUGGGAGCACACAGAUAUUCCCUGAACCCCCGGGUGCUUCCACCACCAGGGUAUUGGGGACCAGUUUUGCCCCUCUCCCUACAGACAUGACAGCUAUGUCCUUGUCUGCUGGCAUCUUGUCUCCACAGCCUACUGCUACCCAUUCCUCAGCAGCCCCUGUGCCAUCAGCUAUGGUGACCACAGCAUCGACGUCACCAUUGGGUCAGGCUGCUUCCACAACCAGCGAUACCGUGCCUACCCACAGACACUCGGUUCCCACCACUUCAGAAUCCACAGUGUUCUCUGUCAGGAUGACACCCACGGCAGUUCCCUCUCUGGCAGAGACUCCAGUCCCCUCACGGAGGCCUCCCACUCCCGUGGCAACUAAGGCUGAGACCACCUUUCUCUUCACCUCAGCUGACACAGUAACCCCAUUUACACCCACUCUUGUCUGCUCUAAAUCUCUCCCCGGCAACAUUCCUGUUGCGUCCUCCACCCAUGUGAUUUCAACUAUGUUGACACCAGUAGCAACCCAGCCCAUAUCUCAAGGGGAGGAGACUUCUACCCAUGCUCUCAGCCUUCUGUACCCUCUCAGCAGCAGUGAGGAUGUUGUUAGCUUGGCUCCUAGCUCCACAGAAACUUCUGUUGUUGAUGAGACCAUGCUCUCACACACCUCUGCCAAUAAGCUUACAGUAGAUGGUCACAUUUCUCAGUCUUCAAUAGGUCUUGGAAACACAUUGGUCCCCACCCUAUUAGUGACUGACAUUUCUACUGUAUCUUCUGACAAAGAGCGGAUGACCAUAUCCCUGGGAAACGCCCCUAGAACUAUGGAGGUGACAGAAAUGUCCCCACCAAAGAAUCCUUUUAUUUCAGACUCCCAGAGUACUUCAUCCUUGGAAAUGACAGAUACAGGAUUUGCUGAGACCACAAUUUCCAGUCACCAAACACAUUCACCUUCAGAGUUUCCACUUGCAACUCCACCUGACAGGAUUUCAGCUUCAUCUCCCACUUCUGGGACUAUACAGACUACACCUACCUCUAUCUCAAGUCACACAGUAGAUGCUCACAUUCCAGAAAUGUCUACCAGUCUUGGGAAAACAGCCCUCCCUUCACAAGCCCUGACAAUUACCACAUUUUUGUCUCCUGAAAAAGAAAGCGUCAGUGCCCUUUCAGUAUAUACUCCCAGGACUGAGAAUAUGACAGUAAGUACCACCUCUGUGACUCACCCUUUCUCAUACUGCCAGGAUACUUCAUCUGUAGACACCAUAACUUCCAGGACAACAAGAAUAUCCAAUCCUGUAAAUGUCAACACAACUCUUUCAUACUUGCUUUUCCCUAAGACUCAAACUAAGGUGACUUCAGUUGCCUCUCCCAUUUCUGAAAGUACACAGACCUCCCCUGAGUCCCUGUCUCUUUCCACAACUGGGCUAGCUGGUGCCAAUUUUACAGUCGUCUCUGCUGAUGGGAUCACUACAGCCCUGUCUGCUCCAAAUGCACCUACGGCACUUCUUGGGAAAACCUCUGUGGCGACAUCGACUCCUAUCUACCAGAUGUCCUCAUUGCCAGUCAGUGUCACUGCCUUCAGCUCCAAAAGAGUUUCUGACACUCCCACGAUACCAAUAACAAAAUCUUCUAAAACAGCACACCCAGACUGUUUGAAAAGUCUUUCCAUAGUUACUUCUGGGCCUAUGUCUGAGAUGCCCUCAAUGUCAGUUAAUGGCUCUGCUUUCUCACCUCCAGCUGUUUCUUUUGACACUUCCACAAGAGUUGGAUCAUUCUCUUCAUUAUUGUCUACCCCUAGGACUACUAUGACCCUACAGACAUCUACAUUGGAUGUCGCACCUGGGCCUACUUCAAAAAGCGCACUGUUUUCCUCUGCUUCCUUUACUUCAGGAAUGACAGAGGUGUCCUCCAGGAUCACACCUACAUCCUUUUCCUCUCUGACACAGCCAACUUUCCCCUCUGUGAAAACAAUUCCAACCACUGUUAUGGCGGGGAUAGCGACUCCAUCCAUAGGCACCGCUGCCUCCGCUCUACUCGGUUCUAGGAACACUGAAGCUAUUUCUUCCAUUCCAAAGACCACAUUUUCACCAUUUCGGUCAACAACUCGGCAGUCGUCACAAAGAGAUGAGACUACAACUCUGGGCAUAUUAUCUGGGACUACUAAUGGGUCCUUUUCUCCUGGAAGCAGUAGUACAGUAACGACUCUCACAAACCCUUAUUCCAGAACUGCUGCCCUUGAAAGUGUGCUUUCAUCUACUCCGUCAGAUAAUCUCCAUACUUUAUUGAAUAUUCAGGUUUCCCCAUCUUGGACGAGCUUUAAGAGCACUCCUGGACCCACAGAAAGGGUAAAAGCCACCACUUACCUUUCUUCAAAUACAGAAAAGAUGACUUCCUUGUCAGAAAAUACUUCAGCAGCUGAACUAACAAAAGGUGCCACAUCUGUGGUUACCCCUGUUUCCUACCCCCCACGGACUCCAUCCAUCGCAAUGCCACGCUCUUUGACAUCAUUUCUUUUUUCACCUCAUAGUACUGAAGCCAAGUUCUCCACUCCAGAGACUUUUUUCCCUCUUACAUCCCAAAUGGUUGAAUUUCCAGUUCUGGGAACAAGAAUCACAUCUGGUAACACCCAGUCUCCGCUUAUGACUUCCUGGAACACACCCACAGCUAAAGGUUCUCAAUUUCCAAUUUCCACCACUACUCAUACACCUACACCCUGCAAGGUGGAAACAGAGACUCCAUACCUUGUGCCUGGGUCUUUGUCGACAUUCACAGCUUCUCUGACUGGUCUGGUAUCUGGAGAUGUUAUGGCAAAGUCAUCAAUUUCCACGUCAGGAAUCCUUCCUACGUUGGGGAUAUCUGACAGCCCUUCAUCACCAAUAUCUUCAAGACCUACCACUAUCACUUUGGCUGACAUUAAGCACCCAUUUGAGAAGACAGCUACAUCUGUAACUGCUGGGACUACACUCGCGUGGAAUCCUUCUGGUGCCACUUCAGGAUCUAUACUUUCAGAGGCUACUCGUUCAUCCAUGCUGGCUUGGAUUUUAUCUACUCUCCCUUCAGGUUCUCCACUGGCAACUGUAUCCAGUAUUCCUCACACUAUACCUUCUUCUCCAGGAGAGGUGUCAAAGUCCACAUUUCUGAUUUCUGACACCACACCAGCGCACUCAUUCACUAACUUUGCAACACUACCCUUUGCUGCUGUAAGCACCGCACUCACCCAAACCACCCCUACACCUACAGUGGGCAGUAUCACUACUGGCUUCCCAGUUUCUCUCCCCAUAUCUAUAAAAAUCACAGCUGACAGUGCAUACAUUUCUAAAUCCCCCGAGGCAUCUUCCAGAACCACUGUGACUGCCAACUCCAGGACCGUGUCUCAACCUCUACCCUUUAGCAGAAUGAGUAGGUCACCUCCUGCAACUGACCACAUCCUAUCUAUUAGUUCUGAGCUUCCGCCUAGCCCCGCAGGAACAUCUGCAUGGAACAGAAUCCCAGCUGCAUCAGCAUCCCCUACUUUAGUUCUUCCUAAGCCCACGCUGGACUCCUUUCCAAAUAUAACCACCACUACACUUACUGCUACCACAGCCUCGUUUCCACUCACAUCCCCUGGAGUAACACAUCCUUCUAGAGCAGCUUUGUCUUCACUACUCUCUUCCUCUUCUGAGACAACCCGGCUGGACUCCACACCUUCUUUUCUGUCUAUGGAAACAGCAACUUCCCUUACUGCCACUAAGUCCAUAGUUUCCUUCUACAAUAUUGAAAUGAGCUUCUCUGUGUUUGAUGAAGAGCCAAGGAUCCUUAAUACCAGUGUUGUAAAUGAAUUUGCAGAAAAUUGGUUGAAUUCUAUAUUUCAGAUCAGUGAAUUUGUUCUUGCUAAUCUGGCUAUUCAAAUCAAAACCAGAGACACUUCUGAGGGGGAAAUAACCAUGGACCGCAUUAUUUUGGAACAGAGAGAAGGGCAAGGAAUGGCUACAAUUUCCCGUGUACCAUCCAGCUAUGUUUGUCAGACCAUCCUAAAGGCCAGCUCUUCCUUAGCAGCCACCGAAUUGAUUAGCAGGAUCAAAAGUAAAAUACAUGGCAACCUCACCCAUGGAAACUUCACCAAAGGUCAACUGACGUUAUUAGUAAAAUCUGAACACGUUGCGGUGAAAAAACUAGAGCCGGGAAGGUGCAAAGCCCAGGAAACAGUCUCUAAAUACAAAGGGACCUAUAAGUGGCUCUUAACCAACCCUACUGAGACAGCCCAAACUAGGUGCAUAAAAAACAGGCAUGGAAAUGCUACUAGGAUCUGCUCAAUCAGUAUCCACACUGGCAAAUCUCAGUGGGAAAAACCAAAGUUGAAACAAUGCAAAGUGCUUCAAGGAUUUCCUGAUAAGAUCAUGGAUCUUGCUAACAUUACUAUCAGUGAUGAGAAUGUGGAUGAUGUUGCAGAGCACGUUUUAAAUUUAAUAAAUGCAUCCCCCACUCUGGAUGAAGAAGAAACAAAGAUUAUUGUUUCUAAAGUAUCUGAUAUUUCACAAUGUGAUGAGAUAAGUAUGAAUCUAACCCAGAUUAUAUUACAAAUAAUCAAUGCUGUUUUGGGAAAACAAAACAAUUCAGCCUCUGAUCUGCAUGAAGUGAGAAAUGAAAUUCUGAGGACAAUAGAGCAUGCUGGUCACAAGAUGGAGUUUUCUGGGAGGACAGCAAAUCUGACGGCAGACAGGCUGGCGUUGGCCGUCCUGCGGGUGGACCACACAUUUGAAGGCGUGACCUUCGGCAUUCGCUCCUAUGAAGAAGGUGCAGACCUUGAGAUUUACCUGGAUGAGGUCCCUCUGGGAAGGAUUUUGGCUUCCGUAUACUUGCCUAAAUCACUGAGGGAGAGAAUUCCUCCUAGCAACUUACAGACCAUCUUGUUUAAUUUUUUUGGCCAAACUUCACUCUUUAAGACUGGAAGCGCCACAAAAGCACUAAGCACCUUCGUGGUGAGUGCCAGCCUUUCAGAUACGUCCAUUGAAAACUUGGCUGAGCCAGUGGUUAUCAAUCUGCAACAUGUUGAAGGAAACCAGAAUUCUGAUUGGGUUCACUGUGCCUUUUGGGACUUUGGGAGUAACAAUGGGCAAGGUGGAUGGAAUUCAUCAGGCUGUAAAGUAAAGGAUACGAACGUAAAUCACACAAUCUGUCAGUGUGACCACCUCACCCAUUUUGGAGUCUUAAUGGAUUUAUCCAGGUCUGCAAUGGAUGCAGUGAAUGAACGGAUAUUAGUGCUGAUAACAUACAUUGGAUGUGGAAUCUCCUCCAUUUUCCUGGGAGUUGCAAUAGUGACAUACAUAGCUUUUCACAAACUUCGAAAAGAUCAUCCUUCCAAAAUCCUGAUCAACCUGUGCACAGCACUACUGAUGUUAAACCUGACGUUUCUGGUCAAUUCCUGGUCCUCGUCAUUUCAGAAAGCAGGCCUGUGUGUCACAGCGGCGGCGGCCCUUCAUUACUUCCUGCUCGUCUCUUUGACUUGGAUGGGCCUGGAGGGGGUCCACAUGUAUUUGUCUCUCGUCAGAGUCUUCAACAUAUAUGUCCCUAAUUAUAUCCUUAAAUUUUGUCUAGUUGGUUGGGGAAUCCCAGGGAUCAUGGUGGCAAUCACACUCAGUGUGAAAAAAGAUCUGUAUGGAACUCUGAGCUCAGCAACUCCAUUUUGUUGGAUUAAAGAUGAUUCUAUCUUUUACACCUCAGUUGUGGCUUAUUUUUGCCUCAUAUUUCUAAUGAAUCUCUCCAUGUUCUGCACUGUUCUCGUUCAACUGAAUUCCAUUAACUCCCAAAGCCAGAAGCCUCGGCGGAGGACGAUCCUGCAUGACCUCAAAGGCACAAUGAGCCUGACAUUCUUACUUGGCCUCACCUGGGGGUUUGCUUUUUUCGCCUGGGGACCUGUGAGGAUCUUGUUCUUAUAUCUUUUUGCCAUUUUCAACACGUUGCAAGGAUUCCUCAUUUUCGUGUUUUACUGCUUGAUGAAGGAGAGUGUGCGGGAGCAGUGGCAGAUACACCUCUGUUGUGGGUGGUUACGACUGGGUAACUCUUCUGAUGGGGACAGCAGGUAUGGGCUACAUGUUGGGUAUAAACAAGAGAGACUGAAGAAAACCUUCCAGGACAAAUUGUUGACACCAUCCCUCAAGUCGACUGCCACGAGUUCUACCUUCAAAUCUUUAGGCUCUGCACAAUGCACUCAUUCAGAAAUCAGCUUCCCAAAUGGUGACUUUGAUGAAGAUCCCUACUGUUUCUCUCCCUUGAGUUGUGAAGUUGUGCCUAAUUAUGUGGGAAGAAUAUUACCUGUGGAAGUCAAAAUGAAUUCCACUCACAAAGAUUUCUUGACUAAUUCCCAGCAGAGAUACCCACCUCCCCCCAGCCCCAGAUUAGGGAAAAUGUUGAGUUUGUGA